AUGUCAGAUACACGUUGGUCAGCCAGGAUUGAAAGUGUAAAACCUUUUGCAGAACAUAUUCCUGGUUUAAAGAAUGCUUUUCAAGACUUAAAGAAGCUAAAUCUUACUGCCGAGUCUCGAUCAGAUAUCAAAAGUAUUGAGAAAUACUUGGGUUUAUUUGAGUGCAUUAUACUCGCAAGCACUUGGUUUAAAGUUCUAACAAGCAUCAAUUACAGAAACACAGUUCUGCAAGCCAUAGAUGUAACUUUAGAUGUGGAGGUUUUAAAUUUAAAAAACUUAAUUGAUGACCUCUUAUUAUUGAGAAACAACUGGGAUUCAAUUUUAAAUGAAUGUAAACUUGUUGCCGAAAAUCUCGUUAUGGUUUCCAAUGACAUAUUUCCGGAGAAAAAACGCAGCCGAAAAGCUAGAUUUUCAGAUGAGGAACAGAAUAAUAAAUUAGGCAACAUCAGUGCAGAAUUUUGUUUCAAGCGCGAUGUUUUUUAUGUUCUUUUAGACUGUGUCAUUGGUAAUAUGAAUCGGCGUUUUGAGACAGCCAAAGAUCUUGAGGAAACAUUUGGUGUUGUAUGGAAAUACAUGACAUUAGAUAAAGAUCUGCUGAGGGAGAAAGCCUCAUCUAUUUGCGUUAAAUACGGCAUUGAUGUUUCUCUCGAUUUAAUAGACGAGUUAGAACAUUUAAAGGCAAUUCACGCAUCAAAUCUUGGCAUAAUACAGUUAUCGCCGUUUCAAUUAUUAAACAAACUCUAUGAGUUGAAGCUUGAUUCUCUUUUCCCAAACAUUUUAGUUGUUCUUAGAAAUUUUUGCACACUUCCAGUUACUGUUGCACAAGCAGAACGCUCUUUCAGCACGCUUGCAAGAGUUAAAAAUGUUUUACGUUCUACGAUGUGUCAAGAUUGA
Messenger RNA from Hydra vulgaris (swiftwater hydra), 894 nucleotides. RefSeq lists its product as uncharacterized. Gene Ontology annotation, molecular function: protein dimerization activity. The record is from RefSeq and is a predicted model, not a curated record. NCBI's taxonomy places the organism in Eukaryota, Metazoa, Cnidaria, Hydrozoa, Anthoathecata, Hydridae.